AUGAAGGUCUCUGUGGCUGCCCUUGCCAUUCUCAUCGCUGCCUUCUGCUACCAGACCUCUGCUGCGCCAAUUGACUCCGACCCACCGACCUUCUGCUGCUUCUCCUACACCUCCCGACAGCUGCCCCGCAACUUCGUGGUGGAGUACUAUGAGACCAACAGCCAGUGCCCCCAGCCAGCCGUCGUGUUCGUCACGAAGAAGGGUCGCCAAGUCUGCGCCAACCCCGAGCAGGACUGGGUCCAGCAGUACGUGAACGACCUGGAGCUGAACUGA
Balearica regulorum gibbericeps (East African grey crowned-crane) is the source of this 273-nucleotide messenger RNA. Its product is annotated as C-C motif chemokine 4 homolog. Gene Ontology annotation, cellular component: extracellular region. The record is from RefSeq and is a predicted model, not a curated record. Gene Ontology annotation, molecular function: chemokine activity; CCR chemokine receptor binding. NCBI's taxonomy places the organism in Eukaryota, Metazoa, Chordata, Aves, Gruiformes, Gruidae. Gene Ontology annotation, biological process: chemokine-mediated signaling pathway; positive regulation of cell migration; antimicrobial humoral immune response mediated by antimicrobial peptide.